Messenger RNA from Corticium candelabrum, 1303 nucleotides. RefSeq lists its product as uncharacterized. The transcript has 12 exons. The record is from RefSeq and is a predicted model, not a curated record. The coding region runs from base 25 to 1260 and encodes 411 amino acids. NCBI's taxonomy places the organism in Eukaryota, Metazoa, Porifera, Homoscleromorpha, Homosclerophorida, Plakinidae.
CCGAUCAGAGUCUCUUAGUAGGCAAUGGCAGGGGCACUGUCUGAGUCGGAAGCUGCAGAUGCUGCUGCUGUUCAACUCCAGCAGUUCAAACUAGAAGAAAUGAAGCGCGACAAGACACUGAUGGCAUCGAAAGAGCGACAAGACGCGGCCUUCCGGAAUAAAUUGGCAGAGAGGCAGAAACAGAGACAGCAACAGCAGAUGAUUGCUGAAGAUGAAGUACAGAAGAAAGAUCUGGCAGCAAAGAAUGCCAUGAAAGUAAAUCCUCCCAAAUCAACGAACGAGUUGACAUUUGUGUCUGUCAAGGUGAAGAAUCUCACCACCCUGUGGGAGUCUCUAGAUGCCAACCUAGUGAACAGUUCUCUACAGCUUUACAAAGAUGCAGCACAACAUGCAGCCAUUGAGCAUCAAGGUUACAUAGUGAGCAACUCUGUUGAGAAUGGGCAUGGACUUAUAGCAUUUGCUACAGCAAUCUCUGCUGUUCAUUGGUCAUUGACACUUCAGUGUGAACUACUAAAGGUGGACUGGCCAGCUGAGCUGCUCCUACACUCUAGCUGCAAAGAGUUGGUGUUAGACAGCAAUCCUGAUGUUAUUGUAUUUCGAGGACUUUCUGUACAAAUGGGAAUUGACAGAGGAAACGUUCAAGCAAUAACACAAGGCAAAAGCGAUGUUACAUACACUGGUCUAGCUGUCCAUCGUUCCAAUAAUUUAUGCAACACAGCACAAGGUGGUCAGAUCCUAGUAAGUGUAAUGGCAUGGAAUGCCAUUACAGUCGACAGUAUUGCAAUAGACUAUCAAGCAAACAAUCUAGGAACGAUGAAACUUGACGAUGUCACAAAGCCAGUCGAAGUUUUAGAAAUUUAUCCAAAGGAUGUUGCUGCAAGAUCAAAGAUAUUAGGAUUAUCCUGUGCUGGUUGUAAUCACCCCAUACAACCAGGACAAGAAUUUCUCAAGGCUAUGGGUUACAAAUGGCACGUUGAGCAUUUCUGCUGUGAGCAGUGUGGAAAAGCAUUGCAAGGCUCUUUUAUUGCCAAAGAUGGGAUACCUUAUUGUGAAGAAGACUUUUAUGAGAUGACAGCAACCAAAUGCAAAGGCUGCGGACAGACCAUCAAUGCUGCCUUUAUAGAAUCAUUAGGAGGGCUGUGGCAUCCACAAUGUUUUGUAUGCCAGAAAUGUAAAAGAUUGCCAUCAGAAAAUGACAAUAUUUAUGAGUUGAAUUCUAUGCCAUACUGUGAGUCUUGCUACGUAGCUCAACACCAGUAAAACAACGAAGCACAAUAGAAAAUUAUAGAACUCCAAUGUAGCU